GUUUGGUCUGGAUACGUCUGAAUAGUAUAAAAUGCCUCCGGGAAUAAAAUCUCGAGAGGAAGCAAUUGUUUGGGCAAAAAAGACGGCUCUUAAACACAUGUGUGUGCUGGUGAGGAAUACCGAACGUUCAGAUAUACGUUUUGAGAUGGUUUGCGAGCGAAGUAGGAAAUACAAGAAGGAUAGCCAUAAAAGAAAGGGUUAUGUAUAUCCGAAGAAGACUAAUAGGGUGUACAAGACUAAUAGGAGGAAGGAUGAUUGCCCCUUUAAGCUUGUAUUCUAUUUAAGAGACGGAGAAAAGGAAGAAAAUGAAUGGGAUUGUACGGUGUGGUUUGGCCGUCAUAACCACCGGGAUCCGAAAGAUUUUGAGGGUCACUAACAUAAGCAAACAGAACAUUGUUCAACAAACCAUUUGUAAAGUUAAGAUGUUCCAACACAACAUCCUUGGUGGUUAUCCCGUCCAGAGUCAAUCUCAUCUCUAUCGGUCGAAGGUUGUUACCGGGUUUGGGAUGGUUGUU
Molecule: messenger RNA, 515 nt
Organism: Papaver somniferum (opium poppy)
Lineage: Eukaryota; Viridiplantae; Streptophyta; Magnoliopsida; Ranunculales; Papaveraceae
Exons: 2
Coding region: 32-376 (114 amino acids)
Source: RefSeq, a predicted model, not a curated record